Caenorhabditis remanei is the source of this 585-nucleotide messenger RNA. RefSeq lists its product as uncharacterized. The transcript has 2 exons. Bases 1 to 585 code for a protein of 194 amino acids. Lineage: Eukaryota; Metazoa; Nematoda; Chromadorea; Rhabditida; Rhabditidae. The record is from RefSeq and is a predicted model, not a curated record.
AUGAAGUACUCGGUCCGUUCCAACAAGCUCUCAUGCAACUCGCGAAACAUUUCACUGGACAGAAAAAUCUGGGGAUUUAUUUGGCACAAAUGGCCAAUAUCGUUUUUCAAUGUAUUGCUGUUCACUGGAUCACUCGAGACAAAACUUCAGUCACCCCAUCAACCGGUUCCGAUUACGCCAACGAUUCUUCCACCGAGGCCAGCUUCCAUUCAAUUUCCCGCUCCGGGGCGGCCGAGAACUUCCUGCUGGUAUUCGUGCUCUUGGUGUGAGAAGGAAUACAGAAAUCCCGACCUAUUUGUGGAUUGUUCUGUAAAAUACCUUGUUCACGAAAGCUCAAACUGUGGAAAAGGCAACUUGAUUUCUAACACGAAGACAACUCUGCAAUCGCCAAAAACCGUCCGCCAGGCAUGGCAUCGUCUGGAACUUCUGCGGCAUGUCGAGAGAUGUUCCCAAUCGAUAUUAUCUACACUGACAUGCUACGUCGACAUUUUUGGACUAUUGAGUUCAUUCAAGCGACUGGAAAAAAAGCUGCCACAGAUUCUAGACUUUUUGGUGAAACCGAUCCCCGUGCCAACUGUUCAAUAA